AUGCAAGUGCGUGCGAGGCGUAAAAGAUGCGACGAUGCUGAUCGAUGCCCCAUAUGCGGAGAGGUGGUGGCAACGUCAGAAACCAGUCGACAUUUCGCCAAAGAAGCUGCUGAACUGGAAGAACAAUUCAUAAAGCUCAAAUCUGAAUUUGGUGCGGUCGAUCUCAAAUCUGAGGUUUGUAAGGAGAAAGAGCAGAACAUCGAGGGCCGCUACGAGGUGUACGCGCGCAUCAAGAGCAAUCGCGAGAAUCGCUUGAAAGCCAAACUCGUCUACUGGAAAACCUUCCACGAGCCGUGCUCUUCGUACACAGCGGCGAAAAAUGACGAAGAUACAGUAAGUGAUGCGCUGACUUGCCCCCCCCCGCCUACCUCCCACUCGUCGCUUGACCCUUCGUGCUGUUGUCACCUGUCGUACUUCAGUAACGCGCACCACUGA
Messenger RNA from Soboliphyme baturini, 435 nucleotides. The record is from the annotation of a GenBank genome assembly. Lineage: Eukaryota; Metazoa; Nematoda; Enoplea; Dioctophymatida; Soboliphymatidae.